Molecule: messenger RNA, 795 nt
Organism: Capronia coronata CBS 617.96
Lineage: Eukaryota; Fungi; Ascomycota; Eurotiomycetes; Chaetothyriales; Herpotrichiellaceae
Exons: 3
Coding region: 1-795 (264 amino acids)
Source: RefSeq, a predicted model, not a curated record
AUGGCGGCCUCGUCCCCAGACUCACUCUCCCUGGCCGGCAAAGUCGCCAUUAUCACCGGGUCUGGCAAGGAGAACGGUAUUGGCGCCGGCAUCGCAUCCGCCCUCGCGCGACAAGGUGCCGCCGUCGUGCUCAACUACGUCUCCGAGGCCACGGCCCCUCGGGCUGCUGCCGUGGCAGAGCGCCUCCAAACCGAAUAUGGAGUCAAGGUCGCAGUGGUCAGAGCGGACGUCUCGACGCAGGAUGGAGCCAAGAGCUUGGUAGAGCAGGCCUUGAAGGGCUUGGGCGUUGACAAGCUGGAUAUCUUGGUGAAUAAUGCAGGCGGUGGCCCUCCCGCAGGGGCGCUGCAGGCGAGCAGCGAAGACGUCACCGCAGCGUUUGCGGCCAAUGUCUUUUCGGCCUUGUUCAUGGUCCAGGCUGCGGUGCCUGUGAUGCGUCGUGGUGGCCGGGUCAUCAACAUCGGCUCCAUUGCUUCCAAGAUGGGGAUCGGGCCUAUUGCGCUGUACGGCGCCGCCAAGGCUGCGAACGAUGCUCUGACAUAUUCGCUGGCCAUGGAACUCGGCCGUAGCCAUGGGCUCACGAUCAACACUGUCGCUCCUGGCCCGGUGCCGACGGAUGGAAUUCCACCACCGGUGGCGGAGAUCAUUCAUGCCAAUCUCGUGCCGUUGACCAGAGCCGAGGUUCGCCUGGGCACGGUCGAGGAUAUCGCGGAUGUGGUGUUGUUCCUGGCUUCCGAAAAGAGUCGCUGGCUCACGGGACAGUUCAUCUCAGCCAGUGGGGGCAUUACUGGUAAUUGA